AUGUUCUACUCUCACCAGCUACUCGCUCGCAAAGCUCCCCUCGGUCAAAUCUGGAGGGCAGCAACAGUGCACAUGAAAAUCAAUAGAAAGAAUCUCAACAAGCUGAACAUCAUCAACAUCUGUGAUGAAAUACUGAAUCCAACAGUACCAAUGGCUCUUAGACUAUCUGGAAUCCUCAUGGGUGGAGUCUGUAUCGUAUACGAGCGGAAAGUUAAACUUCUCUAUGAGGAUGUGACCCGUCUUCUCGUGGAGAUUAAUGAAGCCUGGAAGGUGAAACCUGCUCGAGAUCCAACGGUUCUUCCUAAGGGCAAGACUCAAGCCAAAUAUGAAGCCGUUACACUCCCUGAUGACCAAAUCUCAGACUUAGGAGAGGAUCAACAUAUCUACUUUUCUAAUUCAGACACACUAUUUCAGAUAAACAGAAGUGCUUAUACUGAAAUGAAUCUUGACAACAUAGAUGAUUCGUACAUCAGCCACAACCAGGCCGAAGCUGACCUGCCUCAUGAUUCUCAUCAAGUUGAUAUUGAUCUUAUCACGAUAGUUGAUCGCUUUGAUUCACACCAGACUGAUGCAGGUCUUUUCAAUCGGUUUGAGAGGUUUGACAUUGAAGGUGACCACAUUGAACAAAACGAAGGGACACAAGGCCAUGACCAUACUGACAUGCCAUAUACUCAUGUCCCCUCUCCACCUCCACAAGCCGAGCCUCAAAAUCCUGAUGAGAUACGAGAGAAACAUCCAGAGGAUCAUGCCAAUCAUCAAUCUGAUGAGCACAAGGCCCAAGAUAGUCCACAGAUUAAAAGACCACCUAGAAAAAGAGCAAGACGGGCCCCAAUUCCAGUCAUGGAUUGUGAGCAAACAAUAAUUCCCGGUCCGAUGUAUCAAUCAUGGCUUCAGGACACUUCUGAUAUUGUCUCAAGAAGUGGCAGAGGAAGAAAGCGAAAGCACUCGGGAAGCAUGAACUCCAUAAAGAUAGCCAGGCUCAUGGAUCUACCACCAGUUGCUCUAGUUUGUGGCUUGCUUACAGAUGGAAAAUCCGAUAUCUAUUAUCCUACUCCUCUUUUGAAACAAUGGAUGAAAUGUAAACCUGUGCUUGAUUCCCCUUCCGCAGAAACAUUGCCACCACAUGCACCAGCAUCGUCAUCAUCACCACCACCAGAAACAAAUAACUAUCAUGACCCCACCUCAUUUCCUUUUGAAGAUCAUCAUAGUGGAGUUGGUUGCGGAUCAUUGGAGAAAUCCAUGGAGACAGCAAGGCCGCCUAUCGAUAACAAUGAGAUGCGUCCUGAAAUCCCCAGUGACCAGCUGAUAGACAUCCAUAUAAACAAUGGAGUAAGUGUAACUGAGGCUUAUGGGGGGACAGCAGCUGCAACUGAUGCGGCAGUUACACCUGCAAACUCAAUAACAGGUGAUGGUGUUAAAUCUAUAAGCUCGGAAUCUGGAAACAUGUUUGUCACUUUUGGAAGGUCUAACCUGAAGAAACGUGUCUCGUCAUCUAGACUAAGUGGAAGUAGCCUUGAACCAGUGGCAGAGGAGUCCUCACUAUCUGAUCCAAAAUACAAGUUAGCUAAACUAAAUGAAAACGAGAUGGAACCAGAGAAUGAUCUAUGUGUGGAAACUGGACCAACCCAAACCCAAAAAGUUCCAAUGCCUGAUCAACAAAUGGAGCAGUUAACUGACUCCAUCCGCUUGCAACUGAAGACACAUUUUGACACACCAGGGGGAUCUGCUGACACUUCACUUAACCAGCUUGCAAUGGGAUUGGACAGGAAAGGGGCUGCUUGUUUAUUUUAUCAGGCUUGUGUUUUGGCGUCUCGUGACUUCAUAAAAGUGCAUCAGAAACAACCUUAUGGAGACAUUCUAAUUUCAAGGGGUAUCAAGAUGUAACAGGCAGGCAAAGUUAUUCAAAUUUAUCCAGUAGUUUAUUCCCAUUUUAUAUAAAGCUAACCAUUAUCACUUCUACUAAAGCUACAAAAGCUUUUCAAUUU
Erigeron canadensis is the source of this 1985-nucleotide messenger RNA. Its product is annotated as sister chromatid cohesion 1 protein 1. The transcript is spliced from 20 exons. Gene Ontology annotation, biological process: replication-born double-strand break repair via sister chromatid exchange; synaptonemal complex assembly; mitotic sister chromatid cohesion. Gene Ontology annotation, cellular component: cohesin complex; synaptonemal complex. NCBI's taxonomy places the organism in Eukaryota, Viridiplantae, Streptophyta, Magnoliopsida, Asterales, Asteraceae. The coding region runs from base 1 to 1884 and encodes 627 amino acids. Gene Ontology annotation, molecular function: chromatin binding; protein binding. The record is from RefSeq and is a predicted model, not a curated record.